AUGUCUACAAGACCUUUCGAGAUUCUUGCAGAAAUGAAGAGUUGUAAGACCUUGAUGAGAGGAAGAGGAGAGAAGAGGAAAGCGGAUGAUGAAACAUCUGCUCAGCGGAAACGCAUCAGAGUUUCAGAGCUGGAGAACACAAGAGACAGAGAGAUGACCAGCUCUCAAGAGAAAAGCAGCUCAGGAGGAAGAGGAGAGAAGAGGAAAGCAGAUGAUGCUUUUCAGAGUGUUUCUGGUGGAGUUACACCAUAUGCUCUGCGGAAACGCAUCAGAGUUGCAGAGCUGGAGAACACAAGUGUAGACGCCGACACAGAGACGUCCAGCUCAGGAGGAAGAGGAGAGAAGAGGAAAGCAGAUGAUGCUUUUCAGAGUGUUUCUGGUGGAGGAAAACCAUCUGCCCACCGGAAACGCAUCAGAGUUGCAGAGCUGGAGAACACAAGUGUAGACGCCGACACAGAGACGUCCAGCUCAGGAGGAAGAGGAGUGAAGAGGAAAGCAGAUGAUGAUUUGCAGAGUGUUUCUGGUGGAGUUAAACCAUAUGCUCUGCGGAAACGCAUCAGAGUUGCAGAGACGUCCAGCAAUGAGAACAGCAGCUCAGAAGCUCCAAGAGGACAGAAGAGAAAGGCUGGAUGUCUAGAUCAGGACAGCAGAAAUCAGGACACAGUGGCUGCAAAACGAGUGAAAACAGCUCAGAUCCAACAUGGCGGCAGCCGCAAAACUGCAGCAGAAGACAGCAGCUCAGGAGGAAGAGGAGAGAAGAGGAAAGCAGAUGAUGCUUUUCAGAGUGUUUCUGGUGGAGUUAAACCAUAUGCUCUGCGGAAACGCAUCAGAGUUGCAGAGCUGGAGAACACAAGUGUAGACGCCGACACAGAGACGUCCAGCUCAGGAGGAAGAGGAGAGAAGCGGAAAGCAGAUGAUGAUUUGCAGAGUGUUUCUGGUGGAGUUACACCAUAUGCUCUGCGGAAACACAUCAGAGUUGCAGAGCUGGAGAACACAAGUGUAGACGCCGACACAGAGACGUCCAGCUCAGAAGCUCCAAGAGGACAGAAGAGGAAGGCUCGGUGUCUAGAUCAGGACAGCAGAAAUCAGGACACAGUGGCUGCAAAACGAGUGAAAACAGCUCAGAUCCAACAUGGCGGCAGCAAAACUGGAGCAGAAGACAGCAGCUCGGCUAAAGUCAGCCGCUCGGCUAAAGUCAGCCGCUCGGCUAAAGUCAGCCGCUCGGCUAAAGUCAGCCGCUCGGCUAAAGUCAGCCGCUCGGCUAAAGUCAGCCGCUCGGCUAAAGUCAGCCGCUCGGCUAAAGUCAGCAGCCCGGCUAAAGUCAGCAGCCCGGCUAAAGUCAGCAGCUCAGCUAAAGUCAGCAGCUCAGCUAAAGUCAGCAGCUCGGCUAAAGUCAGCAGCUCAGGAUCUUUACUUGACAGAUAUGUGCUUGGGAAGAAGCUGGGACAGGGACAUGAAGGCACUGUCUAUGUGGCUACACGCAAAUCUGAUGGCCAGAAGGUUGCCAUAAAAGUUGUGAAUAAAGAGUAUUACGGAGAGUUGUACCACGUGGUUGGAUUUUCUACACGUGUGAUCCCAGAAGCACGUCAUAUGAUGCUCCUCAAGGAACCUCCGCUCUGCCCACACAUCAUAGAGCUGUACGAGUACGCCAUGGAGGGAAGGAAUAACUACCUGGUCAUGGAGUACUUGCCCUCGUACAUAACCUUGGGGAAGUUCAUCAGGAAGAACAAUGGCCGCCUGAGUGAGAGUGUUGCACGGCAGCUGAUUAUGCAGCUCAUUAUUGCAGCACAGCGCUGCAUUGAGCAUGCCGUAUACCAUGGGUCCAUGCAUGUAGAAAACAUCAUGGUCAAUCCAAAGACACUGCAGCUCAAGCUGAUUGAUUUCGGCAACAGUACUCGUAUUCCAGAGAACUACUGGAGAGACCCCACUCUGGGAAUAACAAGAUACCGUAGACAGGAGAAGGAAGGCUACAGAAUCAUUACUCAUGCUGUUAGAAUGCAUGUCUUGGCUGUUAGAGGAAGGCUGUCAAUGAUGGUCAGUGGAUAUCGCUGUCUCUCCAGAUCUAGACGGCGACGAUUUCACCCCAGUUUGUCAGCAGAAUGCCGGGAUCUGCUGAGGUGGAUAAUCAGUUUCCGCCCUGAAACUGGACCAGUUUUAGAGGAGAUUUUAGAGCACAAGUGGUUCAGCAUGAAGUAGAGCCCAUCAGCAGCAGGAAACAGGGUUUCAUUCUUCCAUUUCUGUCAUUUGUUGUUUUGCUGUUUUCCUCUUCUGCUUCCCAAAUUCUGCACUUCCUCCUG
This is a messenger RNA of Danio aesculapii, 2297 nucleotides long. RefSeq lists its product as uncharacterized. The record is from RefSeq and is a predicted model, not a curated record. Gene Ontology annotation, cellular component: cytoplasm. The coding region runs from base 1 to 2196 and encodes 731 amino acids. Gene Ontology annotation, molecular function: ATP binding; protein serine/threonine kinase activity. The transcript is spliced from 14 exons. Gene Ontology annotation, biological process: negative regulation of apoptotic process; protein autophosphorylation; regulation of mitotic cell cycle. Lineage: Eukaryota; Metazoa; Chordata; Actinopteri; Cypriniformes; Danionidae.